AUGGUGCUCACCAUGGCCUCCGGCCAAGAGGACUCGCUCCUCCUGCUCCUCCUCCCAACCACCUCCCCACUCCCGCCCCUGCUGGCCGUCUUCCUCCUAGCCGCCGUCCUCCUAUGGCUCUCCCCCGGCGGCCCCGCGUGGGCGCUCUCCCGCACCCGGCGCCCGCCAUCGGGCCCGGCAGGCGUGGUCACCGCGCUCUCCAGCCCCGUGGCGCACCGCACGCUGGCGGCGCUGUCCAGCGCCGCAGACGGCGGCAAGGCGCUGAUGGCGUUCUCGGUCGGGCUGACCCGCCUCGUGGUGUCGAGCCAUCCCGACACGGCGCGCGAGAUCCUCGCCAGCCCCGCAUUCGGCGACCGCCCCGUCAAGGACGCGGCGCGGCACCUGCUGUUCCACCGCGCCAUGGGCUUCGCCCCGUCGGGCGACGCGCACUGGCGCGGGCUCCGCCGCCUCGCAGCCGCGCACCUCUUCGGCCCGCGCCGCGUCGCGGGCGCCGCGCACCACCGCGUCUCCAUCGGCGAGGCCAUGCUCUCUGACGUCGCAGCCGACAUGGCGCGCCACGGCGAGGUCUCCCUGAGGCGCGUGCUGCACGCCGCGUCGCUCAACCACAUCAUGGCCACCGUCUUCGGCAGGCGCUACGACCUGGCUAGCCCAGAGGGCGCGCUUCUCGACGAGAUGGUCACCGAGGGCUAUGACCUCCUGGGCACCUUCAACUGGGCUGACCACCUGCCAUUGAUCAAGUUCCUCGACCUCCAGGGCGUGCGCCGCCGGUGCAACAGGUUGGUCCAGAAGGUUGAGGUGUUCGUCGGCAACAUCAUUCAGGAGCACAGGGCGAGGCGCGAGAAUGGAGGAGUCGACGAGGAUGAGUUCAUGGCCGACUUCGUCGAUGUCCUUCUUGACCUCGAGGGAGAGGACAAGCUGUCAGAUUCAGACAUGAUCGCUGUUCUUUGGGAGAUGAUCUUCAGAGGCGCGGACACCGUGGCAAUCUUGAUGGAGUGGAUCAUGGCGAGGAUGGCGCUGCACCCGGACAUCCAAGCCAAGGCGCAGUCCGAGCUAGACGCCGUCGUGGGCACUCGCAGCCUCGCCGACGCCGACGUGGCGAACCUCCCCUACGUGCAGAGCAUCGUGAAGGAGACGCUGCGGAUGCACCCACCGGGCCCGCUCCUGUCGUGGGCGCGGCUGGCCAUCCACGGCGCGCACGUCGGCGGCCACCUGGUCCCCGCGGGCACCACGGCCAUGGUGAACAUGUGGGCGAUCGCGCACGACCCCGCCAUCUGGGCCGAGCCGGAGGAGUUCCGCCCCGAGCGGUUCCAGGAGGAGGACGUGAGCGUCCUCGGUAGCGACCUCCGCCUGGCCCCCUUCGGCGCCGGCCGCCGUGUCUGCCCCGGCAAGAUGCUCGCCCUCGCCACCACCCACCUCUGGGUCGCUCAGCUGCUACACAGGUUCGAGUGGGCCCCUGCGGCGGCCGGCGGCGGCGGCGGUGGCGUCCACCUGUCGGAGCGCCUCAACAUGUCGCUGGAGAUGGGCACGCUGCUGGUGUGCAAGGCCGUCCCCAGGUCCCAGCAGGCCUAG
Messenger RNA from Miscanthus lutarioriparius, 1569 nucleotides. The record is from the annotation of a GenBank genome assembly. NCBI's taxonomy places the organism in Eukaryota, Viridiplantae, Streptophyta, Magnoliopsida, Poales, Poaceae.